Molecule: messenger RNA, 1296 nt
Organism: Homalodisca vitripennis (glassy-winged sharpshooter)
Lineage: Eukaryota; Metazoa; Arthropoda; Insecta; Hemiptera; Cicadellidae
Exons: 1
Coding region: 1-1296 (431 amino acids)
Molecular function (GO): catalytic activity
Source: RefSeq, a predicted model, not a curated record
AUGGGUGGUGUUGCAAUAUACGCUAAAGACUGCUUAGCUGAACAUAUUGCUCCCAUUGAUGUGCUAAAUAAGUGCAAAGAACUAAACUUGGAAGCAUCAAUGAUAAAACUAAACAAAGGAAACAGCAAACUGUUCUUGCUUGGACUAUACAGACAACCAAAGGCUAAUUUAGAUGAAGCCUUGGAAAGGCUUUCUACAAUAAUAGAAGAAACAGCAGCCUACAAGUAUCCAUUGAUCAUCAUGGGUGACAUUAAUGUUGAUAUUCUAAAGACUGACACCAACACAGCUAAAUUAAAUGAAGCACUGGCCAAUUUUGACAUUGAGAGACUAUCUAUACCUCCUACCAGAGUGACAAACACCACUUCAACUUCAAUUGACUGUGUCUGUGCAAAUCACUACACAAAAGAUUUGGAUGUUGAGGUAAUACAUACUGGCAUAUCUGACCAUAAGGCCCAAAUAUGCAACCUCAAAAUUUCACUGCCAAACUCAACUCAACCAGGUCAGAUCAUCCGACACUUCCGUGAGGAGAAUAUUUAUCACCUGAAGUACCUCCUAGCAGAAAAUAGCUGGCUCAAAGUUCACAAUGCCAUAAAUGUUGACCAAGCCUAUGAAAGUUUCUCCAAAUCACUGACUGCAACUAUAGAGAUGGCUUGCCCAAAAAAGAAACGAAGACCAAGAAAGAAGAAAAACUUAGAUAUGUAUGACAAUAAAGACGCACUUUUACUGAAGCAAGCCUACCUGCAAGCUCUCUCUAAAUUUGAACUGACAGGAGAUAUUGAAGACAAAGCAAUCUGCACUGAUGCAAAGAAAAGGUACGAUCUAAAACUAAAAUCCCUGUGCAAACAAGCAACUGUAGAAUACAUAGAAAAAUCUGUUAACAAACCAAAAGCUAUGUGGGAUACAAUAAAUAAGGAACGAAAGAAGCAAGGACAAAGGGAGCCACAGAUACAGCUGAAAGUGGACGGAAAGUUACUGGACGAGCCACUUGAAGUGGCAGAACAACUAAACAACUAUUUCAUAAAAGCUGCUGAUGAAGCACUAAAAAAGAGUGACGUGACAAGAACUGCCAGAGCUAACCCUAUCACAUUCACAUGUGACAAAUAUCUUUCAGAGCUGUCAUUCACCAAUCCUGAAGAAGUAUCAAAAGUAAUUAAAACAUUUAAACCGAAGUGGUCUGCGGGACUGGAUGAGGUUCCCUCACAACUUGUAAAAAUCUGCUUUAAAGAACUAAUAACUCCAUUAACCAGCAUAAUUAAUAGAUCAUUUCAAGAAGGACAAUUUCCCAAGUGCUCUUAA